CUUUGACUUGGGGCGCGUUUUCGUCUGAGUGCGAGGUCUGUGGUAUUUUAUUUGUUUUUAUAAGUCAGUCCAAGUCAGUCUGUGGUGUUUUUUCGAGGUUAUAGAUCUCAAACCGGAUACAAAUAGAAAUAUUAGGGCUGCGGAAGCUAUGGCUUCACUUACAAAAAGCCAGCUUAUCAAUGAGUUGAUCAAUCACGGCGUGACUCCUCCUUCCCCUUCUGCGAAGAAAGAUAGGCUGGUGCAGCUUUAUGAGAAGCAUGUUGCUCCCCAUCAGGAAGCUGCAGGAGAAUUUUCCAGCGAUGACGAAGGACCCGCAAAACAGCAAAAUGGAGAUGAGGGAUCAGUGUCAUCAUUGGCCACUGAUGUCUCCGAGCUGAACAAUGAGGAGCUGGCCGAACACCUCAGAUCUCAUGGUGUCAACGUGGGACCUAUUGUUGGUUCUACUCGCCGACUAUACGAGAAGAAGCUCUCCAAGCUACUGGGUGAGACUGCUGUUGACGGCGCCGCCGCCGAGCGCACCACCACCACCCGCUACAGCACGCGCACCGUCACCACUGUGGUGAACGGUAGCGGCGGCGGUGACGAGUACUCGGACAGCGAGCCGGAACUGGAGCCGGAGCCGGAACGGCGCCCCGAGCCAGAGCCGGAGCUGAGGAAGAGACGCACCGUGGACGCGGCUCCUCGAGGAUACAGUUACAAGUAUAGAUCAUCCAGAGCCGCGGCCGAGGCGUCCUCCUCUUCCAGCAGUGCCCGCGCCGCUCCCUCGGAGCCGCGCGGCCCGGCCGUCCGUGCAGUCUUCCUGCGGGAUAACGGUGACCAGCCGAGCCCGCGGCGCGGAGUUCGCGAUGUGCGCGGAUCGUACCCGCAGGAGCAGUACCUGAUCACCAAGACCGCUGCCGCCAGCAGCUACGCAGGCGCGGACCUGACCGACAGCCGAGCUGCGCCGUCACUGCCACGGAAGGAAGCCCCCGGCUCCGGUGGCUGGCUGCGCGCCCUGGUCAAACUGAGCGUGCUUCUGAUCCUGAUCGCCGCUGCAUACUACUGCUACCAGCACUACAACGAGGCGCCGAGCUUCGAGGAGCUGCAGAAGGCGGCCCGUGACGCGGUGCACCGCGCUGCUGAGAAGGUGGACGGCCUGCGACAGGCCGCCGCCGGAGCCGCUGCCGGUGAGCAGACCACUCAGACCUAGCCAGCCAGCCGACCGCCUGCCUGCCGCUGCCUGACCCGGACCAGUUCAAAUCAUCGCGCGUCCUCCCCCGGUGACGACUCACCCCUGCUGCCUGGGUAUAGCUUGACCGUGCGGGAUGGUCCCACACCGCGCUGGAAGACCGAUGGGCGUUAAGCGGAUGGUAUCGUGUACACUGUACAGUUAUGGCUGCUGCCGGUAUCGUUGAACAGAGGUGCGCCGUUGGACGGGCCCAUUCCCCCAUCACUCGCCAUUGCUGGAGUGUCGCCCGAGGACUCGUUUCGGGAAGGUAUUUUUGACCUGUAUGAGUGUGUGUAUACCAUAAGUAAGCCGAAGUCCGCGAUUGUUCACGUAGGUAUUCUCCGUCGUUAGACGCAUACAAACUAUGUACAAGCGCCCCGCCGCCCAAGUUCCCCCAUUUUAUACGAUUUUGGAUGCACUUUUUGAUGAAGUAAUUGUUCAGAAUUUCUGGAGAUCUGGUUGGAGAGGCGAGGAAUUCAUGUGUUUAAAAGUUCAUCUCAUUGCGUUGAUGUAUUAGGAUCAUAUUUUGAGGUGUUUUGCUGGGUAGCUGGCGUAUUAUUUCAGUCGAAUGCGUUUUUUGUGAAAGCUGAGAUCGUCCGAUGAGAUUCAAUAUCGUGUGUCUUGCCCACCCCUUUUCCCCUGCAAUGUUCGGAAUGAAUAAACAUUUUUGAAUAA
This is a messenger RNA of Amphibalanus amphitrite, 1882 nucleotides long. Its product is annotated as lamina-associated polypeptide 2-like. Gene Ontology annotation, molecular function: DNA binding. NCBI's taxonomy places the organism in Eukaryota, Metazoa, Arthropoda, Thecostraca, Balanomorpha, Balanidae. The record is from RefSeq and is a predicted model, not a curated record. Bases 149 to 1189 code for a protein of 346 amino acids. The transcript has 7 exons.